GACGCGCGCUUGGGCGACAGGUGCGACGCGCGCGACUGCGAGCUGCUGAGCGACGGGUACCCAGAGUGCGGCGUCUAUUGGGCAAUGGAGGCAGGUUAUGCGUACAGCGUGAACUGCACGGGGCUGAGCGAUACCGACCUUCAGUCUGCUCGGUCGGUCGCCUUCCGUUCUACGGAGGCCCGAGUAGACGGCAAGAGUCGCGCGCUCUGUCUCAUGCUGUCGCCUGUGCGCGAUUUCGACCCCUGUAUGCUGCACCGUGCCGUCUGGGACAGUUGGAUGCCGCAAUCUAUGCUGUCGUCGGUGCUGGAGUGGACUUCUAGGCACGUGCAGUCUUGGGCCCAGGUACGUGGGCCCAUCAGCGCGGCAUUCAUGUCCUUGCUGCGCGUCGGCUGGGCGGGGGCCAGCAUCAGCACCUGGAUCAACGCGGCUACUGGCGCAGUGUAUAGGCCGCUGGAUUUUUCGCCGUGGUAUACCAAGCAACUGGUUCGGAAAGCAGUUCUUCGGUGGCAGUUCCGGAAGUGUGCUGACGAGCUGCCGCAUUUGGACAACGGUUUCAACAUCAUGCAGCUGAGGAAGUGGAUCUAUCGAGGACGACCCACGGCGUCGGAAGGACGUGACUGGCCUAACCUUGGCGCAGAAGGGCGGCGGUACGCCAGGUCGCCCAUCGUCGGCGGGCAAUGGACCAGCCAUCGCCGCUUUCACAAUAAUCCUCGGUAUGCGCAUUCAGAAGAUUGCAACUUGUGCCCUGGGCAAGCUGGCACGCUGUGGCACCGUCAUGUGGAGUGUGCUUACCAUUGGCCGCAGGCGGAGUUGUCAGCGGCCAUUGCCACGCUAAAGAGACAGGCGGACCACCCCGACAUCAUCACGCUGGUCGAGCGGCUGCUGCUAGUACGGCCACGAGUGGUGUGGCAGCCACCUCAGGACGAGAUCCUGUCCUCUGUCAAGUGGUUGCUGGGGAAUGGUGCUAUGCCCUUUCACAAUGAUGAGCUGUUCACUGACGGCUCGGCGUUCGACCUUGACAUCGAUUACGGCAUGGCUGGCUGUGCGGUGGUGCAGAUUCCGCUUGGGCCUGGGUGGUUUGACCCUGGUCCGAAGUGCGCCAUUCGCGCCCUGGGAUCGCCAUUGAUGGGGAUGCACCAAUUCGUAGAAGGUGCUGGGCUUCUCGCCGUGCUCAUUCUUCUUCGUCACAGCCUGGCGCCCAUCACGGUGCGGACUGAUGCCAGUUACGUGGUUGACGGGCUCCUGGUGCGUGGGCCUGAGGGUACUUGUGGUGCCUCCCACAGCUGGGCUUUCCUGAG
Messenger RNA from Prorocentrum cordatum, 1298 nucleotides. The record is from the annotation of a GenBank genome assembly. NCBI's taxonomy places the organism in Eukaryota, Dinophyceae, Prorocentrales, Prorocentraceae.